Molecule: messenger RNA, 963 nt
Organism: Protomyces lactucae-debilis
Lineage: Eukaryota; Fungi; Ascomycota; Taphrinomycetes; Taphrinales; Protomycetaceae
Exons: 3
Coding region: 1-963 (320 amino acids)
Source: RefSeq, a predicted model, not a curated record
AUGAGCAAAUCUUACGACCUACGUGGCAAGGGCAAAGAGCCUAUAUUGCCUGUGGCUUCACGAUCCAGGCCUCCCUCGGCAGUAGCAGCAACGUCCGGCAACAAUCCACCACCUGCAACGCCUGUCAACAUGGGACCUUCCACGGCAACUUUCAACCCACUCUUUUCCACGCCUACGUCAAUAGGACCUCCAAUGUCCAAAUUCCCAUCCCCAGUGUCUCUAUCUCAGCAGCUGCGAGAGAUGCAGGAAGAGGUGGAGGCAGAAGUCAGGCGCCUCCGGAAAAAUAAUACCAUGCUGUCCAAGCGAGUUGAUGUGUUGGCCGUGACCAAGGCCUCCAAGGACGACAUACUGGAGGAGGUGCUGGACACGGAAGCCAAGGUGGAAGAGCUGGGGAAGACAGUGGUCACCGGAGUUGAGCUCAACAAGUGGGUUGAAUACACAAAAGCAUCGCAUGCCGUCAUCACUGAGAGGCUUGACAAGAUGACCUUGUCACCUUGCCCACUCCGGUUAAGGAGGAGGCGGCUGACCCGACUGUCGGAGGCCCAACCUGCUUGGGUCAAAAAGAUGGAGGAAGGCCACGCUGCACCUGUGCAGCAGCUCAAGCCUCCAAAGCUGGUCAGCCUUGGCCCAAAGCGACCAGGAGCACUCACUUCGAUGGUCAUGAUCUAUCUCGACAAUUGGGGUCAUGCCUCGACAAUGAUGGCGAUCAACGCCGCAUUGACCGAGUCGAAGUCGGCGGCUGGUCAACAGUUCCAUCUGAGAAACAUCAGAAAAGGGGUCCCCGCCACACCCCAAGCCUGGUGUGAUUUGAUCACGGAACAGUUCGCCGCAUCACGACCAGUGGCCCUGGCCACUUUACUCCAAGCCCGAAUGUUUGAUCCAGCAAAAGACGAUGUCCAGGAGUGGAUUGCGGAACUGCAAUCUAUCUGCCAGGAGGCCGAACAGGAACACGAAUUUCCUUGA